Molecule: messenger RNA, 12063 nt
Organism: Cladophialophora carrionii CBS 160.54
Lineage: Eukaryota; Fungi; Ascomycota; Eurotiomycetes; Chaetothyriales; Herpotrichiellaceae
Exons: 3
Coding region: 1-12063 (4020 amino acids)
Biological process (GO): positive regulation of protein catabolic process; protein polyubiquitination; proteasome-mediated ubiquitin-dependent protein catabolic process
Molecular function (GO): ubiquitin-protein transferase activity
Source: RefSeq, a predicted model, not a curated record
AUGGGGAAGGUUACGAGGAAGGCGCAGGAGAAACACAAGGUGUCCUUGACGCUCGCAGUAUCAGACGUGGUCAACCAGUUAACCACCGUCCCCUAUGCCGAUUUGCCGUCCGUUCUCGCGAAAUGGCCCCAGACGUGGCCCUUCCCGAGGGGGGACCUCAACAACUGGAUAGAAGCUCUUGACCGGUUCGACGACAUCCUCCAGGCAUUCAACUCGAAGUAUGGCUUGGACAGAGGUCCGCAGACCGUACCUUUCGGCUCGACUCUGCUCCUCGAAGGGAGUUCUGGUAUAGACGAGAGAGGACUGAAAGAGCGAGGCUUCGGUGCUGAAGGCGAUAGGGAAUUAGUGGAGGCGAUCCUGGCCUUUUCGAAGCUUCUGGUGGACAAAUGUGCCAACCGAGCAGUCUACAACAGCACCGACCGCUUGAACGACUUGUUGAACACCACGUCCCUUUCCCUCCUGCACAGUACUUUGCGCAUUGCUUUUGCUCUGGCCCAGCGGUAUGCAGGCAUGCGGCCACCGGCCCACCACGCCGGCAAUUUCUACGACCUCGAUCUUGAACGUCUUCAGAAACUCGCUUUGCCUCUGGGCCAACCACCAGCGUCCUCUGCUGCCGGUAAGCGUGGACCGCCUUCGCCUGUCAAGGUUAAGUCGAAAGAGAAAACCUUGCCCGGGAGCAAAGCCAGGCGCGGAUCGGUUGCAGUCUCUCCGAACGACUUCCGCUCUCUCUGCAGAGACGCCCCACAGGCCAAAUCCUCGACAGCUGCACCUGAUCGAGACUGGUCUGUUUGGGCACACGUCAAGGUUGCAUGGUCGCCCACGGUCUCGGAACAGAAGCCUACAGCCGCUGAAUCCUCUCAGCCGUCAGAACCUCCACCCACACCUACGCCGACGCGCCACGCACCGGGACCCAGUUCAGCAGGCACCGCUGCCUCGCCCAACGAGACCGGCCAUCGGACCGCAGCUACUGGCGCAGAGGCAAAUAUGAAGCACAUUGAACUUUCAGCUUCCGACCUGGCGAGCAGCAGUAUCGAAGUGAUAUUGCGCGACAGUCAGUCUGACGACAUGCCGUCCAAGGUGCGUUACGAGCUGCUGCACCAGCUCCGUGUUGCCUACGGUCUGGCGGCGUCAGCGAAGACCCGGAAGCAGCUUCUGGAGAUCCGAUUGCUAGCAGUCGCGUGCCUGGCAAAUGUUUGCAGCGAACCGGACCUCUCCCAGAAACUGUUCUCGGUGGAGAAGCCUCAAGAAUUCAUUCAGCAGCUCGUUACUCUCUUGCACGACAAUAAGAAAGGGCAUAACGCCGUUCCCAUGUCUCUUCAGACGCUCGCUAUGUGGACAAUGUCAUUCCUGGCACAUUCAAAGUUCUGCGCUUCGGAAAUCAGCACGGCUUUGGGCGCCGGAUCAAGUCAGGGGCUCCUUUCACAGUUGAUCCAGAAGGGCCUGAUGGACAUUGCCAAGGAUAACGAUGCUACGGACAAUUUGGCUGGCGACGAGUGGAGGGAAGCCACCUUUACUAUACCCAGAACGCUUAUCGAGGUCGCCGGACAUCAUGGCCGCUCGAGCGAGGUGGCUGUUGCUAGCAGCUUCAUCAAGUCGUACUUGUCUGGAUUAGGCAUCUAUACCGGAAAAGCAAUGAAGGUCCACUUGAGGAUCCUAGACUUCAUGAAGACCUUCUUCCACCACUUCAAGGAUGGAUUGGCUGCCCUUCUGGCCGCCGACGCAUUUGAGUCCCUCAGCAAUCUCCUCGGCUCUCUCGUAACCAGUGCUUGGGAUCUCCUAAGGGCCGGCGAAGGCAUCCCAGAACAGCAAAAGACACGCAUUACGGACUAUGAGAUUCCAUACCUACAUCAGCAGAUCAUCCGGUCCGUUAUUGACAUGAUCAAUGACAUAAGUGGUCAUCAAGGUGCACAGGCAGAUCGCGUUUUGAGAAGCUUGGUUGACUCUCAAUCCCUGCUCCGUGCAUUCCGACUCAUUGUGGACCAGCUGUCAGCGUUCGGCGCGCACACUUGGAGUGAGGUGAUCAAGGCCAUUUGCGGAUUUCUGCAUAACGAGCCGACCAGCUAUACAGUCAUCUUCGAGGCGGGUAUCAUCCAGAGCAUUUUGAACACGGUCAACCCACCCCAGGAUUCUGCUGAGACACCGCCCGAGAAGCGCUCGAAGUCAAUAUCUUCAGCCCCUCAAAACCGACCCCAAGGCAUACCACCAGUCGUCGACGCGAUUGUCAAUGUUUCUCAAGUUUUUGGCGCCAUCUGCCUCACCAACGCCGGCUUCGAGUUGUUCAAGGGAUCUGGAGCGUUGGAGAAGUUCUUCGAGAUCUUCGAGUCUCCUGCGCAUGUUACUGUGCUAAGUGACGGAAAUAUCCUGGCAUUGCUUGGUUCGACAUUUGAUGAGCUGGUCAGACACCAUCCAAACCUGCGAAACUCGGUUCUAAGCGCCGUCAUGGUCAUGCUGGCCCGGGUCCGCCACAUCAGCAGGUCACUCUCUGUCAACUUCGGUGCCGGACCGAAAUUGUUCCUAGCUUCCGAGGAUGGGCUUGAGACAGAACCUUGUGGUGGGCGCGAGGCUCUUUCCUUGGAGAUUCUCCCACCGCUACGAACCGAUGAUGACGGCCCUGCCACCCAGAGACGAAUCGAGUUGCCCAACGGCGACAAUCUAACACUUGAGGACGAAGUACUUCCGCCGAGUACGCCAAAGGCCGCUCCCAGUGACAAAGAUGAUAAUGGUCUCAAGGCUAGCGACUAUGCAAGACCUGCCAUCGCGUUCCUGAUGACAUUCUUCGAGCACCAGUCUCACUGCACCAAUUUCCUUGAACACGGUGGAUGUGACCUUGUCUUGGACUUCAUCACAUUGCCCAGUAUGCCUGUUGCGAGCGAGCCAUUCCGCCACGGUGGCUUGUAUCAGGAGCUGGCUUCCGCAGUCCAUAUGAUGGCAGAAUGCAAGCCACAAAUUGUCCUGCCGGCACUGGUCGAUCGCGCACGUUUCGCGUGUUCAGCGCUGAAGCAUUUCUCCCAGUCUCAACCUAUGGAUUGGUCUUGCUACUUCCAGCCUCUCAUCAAAGCCUCGGCGACGACCGAUGGAAGGGGCAAGAGCCCUGCCCCCGAGCUUUCUGAAGUCGAGCUCAAUGGUACUCGCAUUGUCAGAAGCAUGAUGGCAGUCUUCUGCCUCGCUCAAGUCUUUAGCGAGGUCUUUCACAUGCCUAUCUACAAUCAGCGACACAUGCAGAAUCUUUUGUUCACCACGGUAAAUCUCGAGGAUGUCUUUGCGGACAUUGCCAGAAUGAUGGGCGCUAUCUCCGCUGCCUGUUGCCGUGAAGACGUCGCUCUUCAGCGGUCGAUUCCUGAAAGUUGGCUCUCUGCGACUCGACCUGACCACUUCUCUACAGGUAACGACGAGGUCGACAAGCUUUUGAGCAUUCGGGAUAGCGCUGCUCGGGUUACUGGCCAGUCCACGCCUCAAUCUGGAGAAGUGGCGCCAUCCUCACAGCCGGAUAUAGGCGACCUGAGUAUGGAAACACAGACGGCAUAUUUCAAGAAUGUCCAAACUCUACGAUUCUUGUUAAUCGAAACUCCGGCUGCCAUUACCGAGUUCCUGUGCCGUCUUGGCAGGAGCAUUGCGGCUCGCCGACGUCCAGAUACCUUUGCGAAACAGAAGACGACCAUAGUGGCGAAUGCCCUGGCGACUGCAUAUCUGACCCAAUUGCAACCUUACUUCCUGGGUUCCAAAGGGGCAGGGGAAGCAGACAACGAGAAUACCGAACCUCGCUUCACCUACCUUGUGGUUACUCUCGACAACGUCCGCCGCUGCUUCUACGACGAUAGCACUUCCUCCUCGGGGCCAAUCACAACACAUGCCAUUCGUCAAGGUUAUGUUGUGGAAGCAUUCCGUAAAGCUGGAGGUGUUCAAACUCUGACGAAGGUCGGGACAGAAUUCUUCGAUAAGUUGAAGUCGUGCAAGGUUGAACAUUCUACCUUUUCCGCAAACACUGGUCUGAAGAUUUGUCUCGAUAUCCUGGACGAUUUUACGGACGCUAAGUGUAUCAUGGACUCCGCACAGUCGAUCAACAUGAAGAACACGGAUCCAUCGCGCCCGUACUACUUCGUCCCGGCACAAGUGCUGCUCAACCUUCGAAUGGAAGCACUUCCACUCACCCGGCUGAUCUGGGAGAGUGAAUAUGCAGAUCAAGCGUCAAAGAAUGUCGUCCAGAAGCUAGUGUCGAUCUUGAAGCAUGUGUUGAAUGGUGACCAUGAGAACGAAGCAGUGCAGACCGACAGUGGCCAUCCUACUCUGCCGCCUUUCACCUGGAGGAAAUUACCGAACGCCUUGGAACCGUCAAAGGUCAACGCUCUGAAGGAGAAAGGGUACGAUGAAGACCUCGUCCGUGAGGCCUUAUAUCGAUCAAACUCCCAGGCACCAAACAACUAUGCCCCGGCAGAGGACUACUGUCGAGCGCUUACAGGUAGCACCCGGCGGAGACGGUUGCCCGUUCCUGACAGAGAAGGUGAUCCUUCCGUCGCCCUCGGCGAGCCUUCAGGCACCUCCAGCACGCAGAGCGCCCUGCAGAUUGGUUCUUGGCCGGGUGAUCCCCUCGGUGGCGCGCCGGUGGGUGCUCCCGCUGACGGGCACCCAACUGGAGAAGAUAACGAGAUGGAAGACGUCGAUGAAUCCGGUGAAGAUUCUGAACUGGAGUCUGGUCAUACAUCGAGACCUAGGGGAACCGCUGCCGCGGAUGGCACUUCUGCGGUGGAGAACAGCAAUCUCCUCAACAGUGAGAGCGAGCCUUCUCGUCGGGAGCCACAGCUACAGGUCAAGCCGCCAUCAUCGUACUCUGUUGCAUCAAUAACUGCAGAGAGAGCUAUCGUGAGGGAAGACCUCGCCGACCGAUGCAACAACAUCCUGAACAACCACCAGGGUUUGACGUUUGAACUGUCAGACCUCAUCAUCAGCGCGACCAGUAAGUUGAGCGAUGAGCUCACCAAGGAGUACUGGAGAACCACAUCGGGCCUUCUUACGAGCUCUCUGCUUUCUAUGCAAGUUGAAGAUGACAUCACCGAAGCUCAGGGCAAGAAGAUUGCAGCUGCGGCCCAUCUUGUGGCUCUGCUCAUCCAGGACACCGAAGUGUUCGACGAGACCGUGGCCAUAUUCCAAGAUUCUUUCGAAGGAUUGCUCUCGUUCCUGAGUCUUCCAGCAGCAAACGGAAAGAGUGACGAAGGCGCUUACCCAUGGGUGGCGCCCGUCUUACUGAUCAUUGAGAAGAUGUUAUCCAAAGACUGUGAGCCGGCGGUGGUGACAUGGUUUCCACCCACCGAUCUUGAUUCUUCAAGCGAACCAAUCAUCACUCCGACAUCAGUCUUCACCACAGAAGCCAAGGUCAAACUCUUUGAUUCUCUGAUCAACCUGCUGCCACGCGUCGGCAAAGACAAGGGAAUGGCUCUCGCAAUAGCCAGGGCGCUUGUUGCGCUUACUCGGACGCGUGAACUCGCAACGCGAGUGGCAGAGAAGAGAAAUCUCCAGCGACUCUUUCUUAUGGUCAAGCAACUUGCUAAUGGUGUUGGACAUCGCUUGCAGAGUUCCCUCAUGCUUAUCCUGCGUCACAUUGUUGAAGAUGAUGACACCUUGAGGCAGAUCAUGUGCAGUGAGAUCAAAGCGUUAUUCAGCACGCGAAGCUCAAUUAGAAACCCUGACACCAACGCCUACGUGCGAGAAUUAUAUCAUCUCGCCGUGCGGUCUCCUUCUAUCUUUGUGGAAGCAACCAACGAGACUGUAAAAUUGUCUCAAUGGCAACCCCAGUCUGGCGGUGUCGCCACUGUCGUGUUGAAAAAGACUUCACUGGGCCAUUCGGACGAGGAAAGUCAAACUGAGCAGGUGCGACUACAUGACGGUGCCAUCGACAGCGCAGCGCAACCGGCAAGCAGUAUUGAAGUGCCUCAAGCGACGGUGGAGGAAGCCGGCAAGUCCAAGGCACCGGAAAUGAGGCCUCCUGUGGUCGAGCAUCCGGAUGGGGUCAUCCAUUUCAUCCUUUCGGAGCUGUUGAACUACAAAGAUGUCGAGGACAAGGAAGUCACUCCCCAAGCGUCCUCCGCAGUCACCACCAAUGGAUCCGCCGAUCAAACUCUGCAGGAUUCUGCAGGAGCCUCUGAAGGCACUGUUGCUGACAACACUCGGCCAAAGCCAGAAAAGGCCAAGUUCAAGCCGGAAGAGCAUCCCAUCUUCUCUUACCGAUGCUUCUUGAUGUACAGCCUGACAGAGCUUUUACACUCUUACAACCGUACGAAGGUGGAGUUCAUAAAUUUCUCUCGCAAAGCAGAUCCAAUGGCAGGUACUCCGUCGAAGCCUCGCUCAAGCAUACUCAACUAUUUCCUCAACGGCUUGAUACCGUCAUGCUACGUUGACAAGGAAGAUUCACUCCAGUUCAAGAAGAAGUUGCUUACAAGCGACUGGGCAAUCCGUGUUGUAGUGGCUUUGUGUUCCAAGACAGGAGAGUCUGGCACCAUCGCCCCUGCUCAGAGAUACUCGACACAACCACAGAUCGACGACGUUGACAAUGAGCCAGACCUGACUUUUGUGCGUAGAUUUGUGCUCGAGCACGCAAUCAAAGCAUACAAGGAUGCAACCUCGUCGACGGAGAGUCUUCAGAUGAAGUACAGUCGCUUACUGUGCCUUGCUGAUAUGUUCAAUCGACUUCUAACAAAGCCUGCUGUGCCUGAAGGAACUGCCGGAUCCCAGAACACGUCGUACAAGGUUCUUGCCCGUAUGAUGUUUGAGAAGAACCUGAUCUCGGUCUUGACAAGCUCCCUUGCCGAAAUCGAUCUUGCAUAUCCUGGCUCGCGCAGAGUCGUCAAAUUUAUCCUACGUCCUUUGCAGGAGCUCACCUCGUUAGCCAGCUCAUUCACCACGUCAUCCCCAGACUUGACUUCAGUGGUCAGCACCAUGUCCGACGAUGUCAUUUCGUCUGCAUCAUCGGUGUCUGACGUCGAUGAGGAAGAACGAGAAGAAACUCCAGAUCUGUUCCGAAACUCGGCGCUCGGCAUGCUCGAUCCCAACCGUGAUCCUGACGAGUCUGACUCUGAAGAUGACGAGGACGACGAGGAUGAGGAGAUGUAUGACGAGGAAUAUGGAGACGAGAUGGAGUAUGACAAUGGCCUUGUUGCUGGCGGGAACGACGACGAAGCCGUUAGCGAUGAGGAGGAAGAAGGCGAAAUGGGGCCUGAAGGCGAGAUCGAAGGCCUUCCGGGUGACGUGCCAAUGGAUAUUGAGUUUGUGGUUAAUGACCAGGGCAUGGACGUCGAUACCGAUGAAGACGAAGACGAUGAUGAAUCCGACGAAGACGAGGAUGAUGAUGAGGAAGACGAAGAUGGUGACGACUUCGAAGUUGGCGAUGAUGUGGACGCCGGCGAGAUUAAUGGUGACGACGAGAACCACAGCCUCCAUGACGGCCCUGAGGAUGAAGAAGGCGAGUGGGAAGACGAAGACGACGAGGAUGAAGACCAUGAAGGAGUUGUUCAAGAUCCCAUCACCCAGCUGAGCAACGACCAAUUUGAGUUCGAUGGAGACAUUAUGGCAGUCGAAGGUGAUGGCGAAGGCGGACUGCCAGCUCCAGGGGUCCUCAGCAAUCUUCUCCGGGUUUUGGGGGAUCACGACUUGGAUGGGCCAGCUGGCAUGCCACAUCCAGUCCCACCAGAAUUGAUCGUUCCAGCGGCGGGUUCCGGAGAGCCCGAGGACGAAGAUGACGAUGAGGAUGAUGACGAAGACGACGAAGAAGGUGAGGAGAUGGAUGAGAACGGAGAAAUGGCAUUCGAGCGUGAUUUUGAGAUCCUCGAACAUGCUGAUCAUUUGAUGUGGGAUCAUACCCCCAUGAUUCGACGGCACCGUCCACUCCGUGGCCCUGGUGGCUGGAGUUUCACGCGGCGUAUUGGAGGUCGCGAAGACCUCAAUCCCUCUGCUCGUUCAGGUCGUCUUGGUCCGCAUGGGAGAUCAGGGGCCGACGAUGGGACGAAUCCUUUGUUGCGACGGCCUCAACCCGACAGUCGACAGCGACCCGAGCACACUGGUCCAAAUAUUGUCCUUCCGCCCGGUCUCGAAGCGGCUAUUCCGGGUAUACGGGCUUUCCCUCCUCUUCAGACAACUUUUCAGACCAUUGAUGGUCACGGCAUGGGCGGGCAUGGAGCUGUGCUUGAUGCCAUCUUCCAGGCGAUACAGCGCGGUGAGAUAGAGGGUGGUCAAGUGCGCCUCCGUAUCCCAACCCCUCUUGCAGACCUCCGCGAUCCCUGGCGGGCAUCGACUUGGGAUCCGCGUCACCAUCGCCACGUGUCGCGCGAAGACUCUCAACGAGCGAGCAAUUUUGUUCCCGCCGUCACAAUGACACGUUGGCAAGAGGAGGCGCGACUCCUCUUCGGCAAUGGCUAUGUGGAAAAGCUCCAGCGCGUCCAGGUGUGGGUCAUGUCUGUUUUGGUUCCCCCUGCUCAACAGGAAGAGAAGGAACGCAGACGCAAGCGAGAGGAGGAGGCGAGAGCAGAGCUCGAAGAAGCAGAGAGACUGAGAGUUGAAGCAGCACGCCGCAAGAAAGAGCAAGAGGAGCAAGAGGAGCAGGAGCGGCUACGUGCGGAAGCUGAAGCUGCUGCCGCUGCCGAGGCCAGAGGUCAGGAAGAGGCUCACCCGCGGGAUGGAGAUGGCGACACAGAUCCCAUGGAGGAUGUUCAAGGCACAGGUGCAGCCGUUGCUCCCGAUGCUGGCGAGAGUGCCGUUUCCGUUUCAGCCGGUCCCGAAGCUCGACCUCGCGUUUUCACCACCAUCAGAGGCCGUCAACUCGACAUUACUGGUUUGGACAUCGACGUCGAGUACCUGGAAGCAUUACCAGAGGAACUCCGGGAAGAAGUCAUUAUGCAACAGUACGCCACUCGCCGCGAAGAGGCUCGAGAACAAGGAACCGAAUCCAACGAGAUAGAUCCAGACUUCCUCAACGCGCUGCCAGAUGAAAUACGAGAAGAGAUUCGGCAACAGGAAGCUCAUGCACAACGACGACGGGAACGUGAGGAAGCUCGCAGACAAGCUGCAGCCACCGGUGGCGCGUCCGGACAGCCAGAGGAGAUGGACAACGAUAAUUUCUUGGCUACUCUCGACCCUGCCUUCCGACGUGUUAUUCUCGCAGAGCAACCACCAGAGAUUCUCCGCCAACUUGAUCCACGCCAUGCUGCAGAGGGACGGGCGCAUGCUAGACGCCUGUAUCAGUACGUCAGAGGCGAUAGAAACCCUCGUGAUGACAGACAGAAUGAAGACGCGGGCGGUCGGGACAGCAAGCGACAAAUCAUUCAAAUGGUCGACAAAUCUGGAGUUGCCACUCUACUUCGCCUCAUGUUCCUCCCGCAAGGAGGGUCACUACGCACCAAUUUGUGGCAGAUCCUUCGCAACAUCUCUGGAAACAGAGUCACACGAUCAGAAGUGGUCAACCUACUUCUUGUCAUUCUCAAAGAAGGCUCAACAGACGUGACGGCAGUUGAGCGCAGUCUUGCGAACCUGUCCCUGAGAGCCAAAGCCACCGCGUCGCAAAAGACGCCUCAGCCACUCAAGCGGACGCUUUCCUUGCAACCUGUAGGUGGCGUUAGCGAGGAAGUCACUCCCCUUGUUGUGGUAGAUCAGUGUCUUGCCGCUUUGAAGCAACUAUGCCAGAACAACUAUCAUUCAAGAACUCUUUUCAUUCGCGAGGUCGACAGCAGUCCAGCUUCUAAGAAGGGGAAAGGAAAGGCCAAAGAAGCCAAGGCUGCCCGAUACCCUCUGAAUGAUCUCGUCGGCUUGUUGGACCGAAAGUUGAUUGUGGAGAGUUCCUCUUGUCUCCAGUCACUCGCAGAGCUUUUGUCUACGGUUACUCAGCCGUUGCAGAACCUUCUGAAGAAGGACAAGGACAAGGACUCGAAUGAGCCUAGACCCACCAAUGCCGAAGUCAGCAACGCCGCGGCAGGUGCUGCUUCGACAGUACCUGAUGAGGCGGCACAACUUGGGCAACCGGACACGGAUGUGGAGAUUCAUGAUGCUCCAGCGCCUGCUGGCGGGACUGAUGCUUCUGGAAGUGCAACUCAGCACACCGAGACGACAGCCCCAGCAGCCGACGAGGUUGCCAAUACCAGCAACGAAGACUUAACGACCGAGGAAGGCAAAUCCAAGAAGGUAUUUGAACCUCCAGAGAUCUCGCAACACAAUUUGCAACUUAUCGUAACCAUCUUCGUGGCUCCUGAGUGCAAUAGUGACACUUUCCACUCCACCCUGGAGACUAUGUCCAACCUUUCAAGCAUACCUGGCACGUCCGACGUUUUCAGCAAAGAAUUGAUCCAUCACAUUCAGGAACUUUCGGAGGCCAUCUGCAGAGACCUGGACGAACUGGUGCCCCAGCUCAAAGAAGCGCAAUCGAUCACCGAUCUACAUGUUCUCUCGUCUACCAAGUUUUCCCACUCGGGCUCCGAUCAGGUGAAGCUGCUACGAGUUCUCCAGGCCCUGGACUAUCUGUCUGCACCCAAAGUCGAGACUGAAGAUGGUGCUGAGAAUGCCGUCGUCAGAAGCAUCCUGACGUCUUCCUACGACAGCCUAGGUCUCAAACCACUAUGGACCAAGUUGAGCGACUGCCUGACCACUGUCCGUGAGAAAGAGAAUAUCGCCAGCUUCGCUACGAUUCUCUUACCGUUGAUCGAGUCGUUGUUGGUGGUCUGCAAGAAUACCUCUCUCAAGGACUCGAUGCUCGCCCGUCAGAUCAAGGAGCAAGCGCCGGGAAGUCCUGCACCGGAAGCCAUGGACGAGCUGCAAGAGCUGUUCUUUAACUUCACAACAGAGCACCGCAAGAUACUCAACGACAUCAUCCGCCAGUCUCCAAAGCUGAUGCAAGGUAAUGGCAGCUUCAGCUUGCUGGUCAAGAAUCCCAAAGUACUUGACUUCGACAACAAGCGCGCCUACUUUACCAAGCUGAUACAUUCUCGUUUGCAUCAGCAGCGGCAUAUCCAGCCACCACUGCAGCUCAAUGUCCGCCGUGACCAAGUCUUUUUGGAUUCAUACAAGGCCUUGUACUACAAAUCCGCCGAGGAGAUGAAGUAUGGCAAGCUCAACAUUCGCUUCAACGGCGAAGAAGGCGUGGACGCAGGCGGUGUCACUCGAGAGUGGUUCCAAGUACUUGCUCGAGGCAUGUUCAAUCCGGAUUGGGCGUUGUGGCAACCAGUCGCUGCUGACCGCACUACAUUCCAUCCCAGCCCUCUCAGUUGGAUCAACGGCGAACACCUGCUCUAUUUCAAGUUUAUCGGCCGGAUUAUCGGCAAGGCAUUACACGAAGGCCGCGUGCUUGACUGCCAUUUCAGCCGAGCUGUCUACAAACGUCUCCUCGGCAAGGAACCAAACCUCAAGGAUCUUGAGUCGAUGGAUCUCGACUACUACAAGAGCUUGGUCUGGAUUCUGGAGAACGACAUCACCGACGUCAUCACCGAGGACUUCUCUGUCAUUGAAGAGCAGUUCGGUGUAGAGAAAGUCAUUGACCUCAUUCCCAAUGGUCGGAACAUUCCUGUGACUGAGGAGAACAAGCGAGAAUACGUCAAUGCACAAGUACGCUACCGUCUUACAACUUCGGUUCAAGACCAGAUCGAGAAUUUCGUGAAGGGCUUCCACGAUAUCAUCCCAGCGGAGCUUAUCGCCAUCUUCGACGAACAGGAACUCGAACUGCUCAUUUCCGGGUUGCCGGAAAUUGACGUGGAUGAUUGGAAAGCCCACACCGAAUAUCACAACUACAAUGGCAGCAGCCCUCAGGUCGUAUGGUUCUGGCGCAUUGUGAGAGGCAUGAGCAAUGAAGAGCGAGCGAAGUUGUUGCAAUUCGUCACUGGUACCAGCAAGGUCCCGCUCAACGGCUUCAAAGACCUCGAAGGUAUGCAAGGCAAUACCUUGUUCAGUAUCCACAAGGAUCCAAGCCAAUCUCGCCUUCCUACCAGCCAUACCUGCUUCAACCAGUUGGACUUGCCCGCUUACGAUGACUACGAUACCCUGAAGAAUAAUCUGAUGACGGCAAUCAACCUGGGCGCCGAUUAUUUCGGCUUCGCAUGA